This is a messenger RNA of Portunus trituberculatus (swimming crab), 1663 nucleotides long. RefSeq lists its product as uncharacterized. Lineage: Eukaryota; Metazoa; Arthropoda; Malacostraca; Decapoda; Portunidae. The record is from RefSeq and is a predicted model, not a curated record. Bases 80 to 403 code for a protein of 107 amino acids. The transcript is spliced from 5 exons.
CCCUGUAAAACUACAUCUAGAUAAAUACACACACACACAAUGGAGCAGCCUUCCUACCCUUUCCUUUACCUUUAGCGACAUGUCAACUCACGGGAUUCUGACAGGUGAGUACCCAGGGGAGGAGCUGUACCAUUACGCCGCAGCCACUUACCAGAUGGAAGGAGGCAGCCCCCCGCCGCCCCCAGCCCCGCCCUCGCCGCCCAUCCACGCCCACCACCGCCCGCCAGCUCAACAGACACGCCCGCACAAAGCUUUCACCGCCCUCGUGUACCAGCCGCCCUCUCUGCAUGAUGUGGACUCGCCUAACCUGAGUGAAGGGGAAGCUCAGAGUGGCCGGCCAGGGCUGCCACACCCCCAGGGGCAAGGUUGGUGGACUCCCAGAGUGAAGGGUAUGGCAGCCUGAUGGGUCCCGGUGGCUCCCCCAUUCCCACCCCUGCACCAGGCCUUCCCCACCAGCACCCACGGCGGGCCCCUAGACAGCCCAGGAUUGCCAGGAUUCCCCGCACUGUGCACUUCCCCUGAGGUGCUAACCCCCGCCCCACUGCUGCUGCUCACCAAGGGAUGGGCGGUGUGCAAGUGGUGCCGACUCUCAACAUUUGGGCUGACACGACGGUCCGGCUCCCAUUCCUGUUUGUGUGUGUGGUCUGCUGGCAUUUGUUGACGACCAAGCAAUACUCUUUGAUCUCUUACCCUGAACAGUAUUGCUGGACCCAACUGUUUUUACCUAAGGUGUACACAUGGCUGUUAGAGCACUUCAGUAGUACAGUUUCCAUUGGUAGUCUUACAGGCUGGGCCACCUCUGUAUCAACGACGACUCAUCCUGCAAGUGAUCAAUCAAAAUACUUCUCUGUGUUAUGGAUGGCGGUGGUGAUUCCCCUGUCAUGCCGGGGUUUGUUUUGCCCGGCAGGUGUGGGGCAGUGUGAGGCAGCCAGGCAGUUGUCUGGUGGCUGGUGCUCACCCUGUGUGUCUCACUAUAUUGUGCUCUGAUUGUUGUAACUCACUAUUUCAAUGUUGCUGUGAUCUUCUGUUGGGUGUUCAUGUGUAUCAACUGUGAUCCUUUUAUGGGUGUGCAUGUGUGUGUGUAUGUGUGUGUGUGUGUGAGUGCAUGUGUCAGAAUGUGUGCCUCACCCCAGCAGCUCAGCACAACUCGAGGCACUCCAGACUGUGUGGGGAAGGCCAAGGCACCUCUGAACCCUGCCAGGUAAUCUUGUGCCAAGGAUGCCUGCUGGCCAGGUGUUGGUCUGCCAGGGGCACACACCUGCACCACAGCACAGCGCUACCACCACUACUUCCUGUCUUGUCACCACACUGGGUGACUCGCCACACGGCACACAGCAGACAGGAGUGCUGACCCCUGUGUUAAGACUCCUGUGCUGUGUAUUUGAUGAACACAUUGUCUCCCUGAGAUGAGGACAAAAUUAUCUCAACAUAAAUUAACCAACAACAUCACUAGUCAAGCUGCCAGACACCAGCGGCCAGCCUCGUCACCUCCCCGUGGCUCUUCGCCGUGCACUAAUCAGUUACUCUAAACAUGUGACCUCUGCCAGGCGUGGUGAUUACUACAAUGGUGGAAACAGCAUGUCACAUUUUGUCAUUUGGUCUUUCCAUAAGGUUGUGCCAUAACUUGUGUCCAUCUGUCAUGUAAUAAAAGUUGUCCUGCUCA